Poeciliopsis prolifica (blackstripe livebearer) is the source of this 1057-nucleotide messenger RNA. RefSeq lists its product as uncharacterized. The record is from RefSeq and is a predicted model, not a curated record. Lineage: Eukaryota; Metazoa; Chordata; Actinopteri; Cyprinodontiformes; Poeciliidae. The transcript is spliced from 3 exons. The coding region runs from base 8 to 1057 and encodes 349 amino acids.
AGAAAGAAUGGUGAGCAGGUAUCCAAAGUCACUUAAGGAUGUCAUUGAUGGUGACGUUAUUGGACUUGGUUAUCAUUCCCUGGUAAAACAACUCCAGGCAAGAAUUGAAAAUGUCAAACGACAAGACACACCAAAGAUAACUAAACGCAAGGCGGAAUCAGAUAAUGACACUGAUGAGAUACCUGCUGAGCAGAAAGCCAGUGUUCAAGACACGUAUGGCUGUGUCAACUGGGCGCCAAAGUUUUUGCCCCUUUCUGAGACAGUAGAGAGUCAGCUUAAGAAAAAAGAAGACAUGAAAAAGAUGUUCAAAGACAAAAAAUAUGCUGCAGAAGAUGUGAAAGAACUUAUCAAGUCCACCUAUUACACGCAACGAAAGGACAUCAAUAAAGGUACAAGCAUCCUGACGCUAUGCCAAGAAAGGCCUUUUUUGUUCCAUGAAACUGGCAUGGAAGAACACUUCCAGCAACUUACUGGCAUCAGUCUGACGGAAGCCUUCUUCACCAAUCUGGACAAAAAGGCGGAGCGCAUCCUCAACUUCCUGAAAACUGUUUUUGCUCAGAAAGAAAAACAAGUUCUGGAGUCUCUCUUCAAGUUAGCAAGUGAAAAAGGUCAGUCCAGUGGUUGUACAGAGAUGAUUCUUCUUCUACUUGCUUUUUUUGGUGAGAAGGAAGAGCAAAUGUUCCACUAUGUUGAGAAGACCAGCCUUGCUGAAGAGGUUGAGAUGGAGGAUGUGCCAGCAACACCCUGCCUUAUUGUGUGUGGGUCCUCUUGCUUCACUGCGGACUGCUUCAUGUUGAGUAUUGAUCAGAAGAUUAUCAAUGACCACAUCACUGCCUUCUCCUGUGCCAUCUGCCUGAUGUUUGGCAGUUACUACUGUUUUAAUAUACACUACCCAGUGGGACUGCGAUCAACACUGGAGUUCCUCCAGAGGUGUUUCUUUUCAAUUGAUCCGGAGAGAGGAACAAAAGUUGAGCAUAGCAAGAGGAGGAAGAUCUUUGCAGUCAACCCAAGAGUCCUCACACUCAUCGCUGACCUUGCAGACCAUGAGUGGACUUAG